Messenger RNA from Sorex araneus (European shrew), 2302 nucleotides. It is a transcript of the gene RELT, whose product is annotated as RELT TNF receptor. The transcript is spliced from 11 exons. Lineage: Eukaryota; Metazoa; Chordata; Mammalia; Eulipotyphla; Soricidae. Bases 155 to 1438 code for a protein of 427 amino acids. The record is from RefSeq and is a predicted model, not a curated record. Gene Ontology annotation, molecular function: protein binding. Gene Ontology annotation, biological process: amelogenesis; apoptotic process.
CAGCCGGACCCGGCGUUUCAUUCAAAAGGCGCGCAGGGUGCGCGGCCGCGGGUGCGCUCGCCGGGCCGGGCGCGGGCGUCGCGUCGUCGUUCGGGAAGUCGGGCUGCCGGGCGCUGCGUCGGCGCGGCCAGGCUCGGAGCAUCAGGGCCCAAGGAUGAAGUGGGGCCCAGUGCUCUGGCCCCUCACCUGCCUCCUGGUGCUGUCGCGCUGUUCUCUGGCCUCCCCCACAGUGCCAACCUUGUGGCAGUGCCCGCCGGGAGAGGAGCCCAGCCCGGACCCAGGUGCUCUCUGCAGGUCCUGCCCGCCAGGCACCUUCUCGGCAUUGUGGGGCUCCGAGUCAUGCCAGCCCCACGCCCGCUGUGGAGUCCAUGGGAGAUUGGAGGCCCGGGCGGGCACAGCCACUCGAGAUACACUCUGUGGAGCCUGCCAGCCCGGGUGGUUCGUCCCUUCGGAGGCCCCCCAUGUCCCCUGCCAGCCGUGCACCUGGGCGUCCCGGGGCGCUCGAGGCUGUGAUGAGCGGGUGCAGCGAGCCCGCCGGGGUGUGGAGGUGGCCCCCGGGGCCGGCGGCAGCGAGGAGACGGGGCAGCCCGGGAACGGCACGCGGGCGGGCAGCGCCGAGGAGAAGGCCACUCAGUACGCGGUCAUCGCCAUCGUGCCCAUCUUCUGCCUCAUGGGGCUGCUGGGCAUCCUGGUGUGCAACCUGCUCAAGCGCAAGGGCUACCACUGCACAGCCCACAAGGAGGUGGCGCCCGGGCCCGGGGCCGGGACCAGCGGGGUCAACCCAGCCUACUUGGCCGAGGACCCCAACGAGGACACCAUCGGGGUCCUGGUGCGUCUGAUCACGGAGAAGAAAGAGAACGCGGCGGCGCUGGAGGAGCUGCUGAAGGACUAUCACAGCAAACAGCUGCUGGCCGCCGGCCACGGGCCCGCGCCCCGGCUGCAGCCCCCCAGCUCACCGCACACCUGCCCGCACCACCACCACCUCCACACGGUGCAGGGCCUGGCCUCGCUCUCCGGCCCCUGCUGCUCCCGCUGCAGCCAGAAGUGGCCCGAAGUGCUGCUGUCCCCAGAGGCUGCUGCCGCCUCCUCUCCUGCCCCGACUAGACUCCUCCCGGGCGCGGGUCGGCCCCCCAAGGCUGGGACCAAGGCUGGACGCCAGGGCGAGAUCACCAUCCUGUCAGUGGGCAGGUUCCGAGUGGCCCGAAUUCCUGAGCAGCGGGUGAGUUCGGCCGUGCCUGAGGUGAAGACCAUCAUGGAGGCCGGGCCAUCGGCGGGGGACCUCUCCGAGCCCCCAGAGCCAGGCCUCUCUGCCGAGCAGCGGACACAGCUGGGUGGGGGCGGAAGCCACCCCAAGUGGCUGAAACCCCCCCUCGCAGAGAGCAAGGCCGAGGAGAACCGCUAUGUGGUCCGGCUAAGUGAGAGCAACCUGGUCAUCUGACGGCCUCGUCGGAGGACAUGCGGCCCCACCCCGGGGGUCCCAAGGAUUCCUAGAGCAGGGGCGCCAAGUGGGGCCUGUGAGGACCAAGAAACCAUGAGUGGCCCCACGGAUGGCACUGCAGAUGGACCCGCAGGGGCCCCGUCCAAGGUGGAGGGGCCACUCAGGGAGGCCACGGCAGGUGCAGUGCAGUAGCAGGCUGAGAGCCUUCCCGGCUCCUGCUCCCCAUUCCUCCCCUGUGGGGUGCAGCGUACAAGGGCACCCCUGACCUUGUGCCCUGCUGUGGCCUGACCUGAGGUGCCCGUGGCACACUGUGCCAACAGGUGGCUGGUUUGGACGGCAGGGAGGGGCCCCCUGGCCCAGUACCCACCUUUGCCUUGACACAGAGCAGAAAGCCGGGGGCUGGCACCCAUCCAGCAGGUUCUGCAGAGGGAAGGGGCCUCGCUGGAACCCCUUUUCUGACCAUGAGGGGGGCCUCUCCAGCUUUCUGUCCUCUGGGAGUUAGCUGUGCCGAGAGCUUGACUCCUGCCACCCGUCAGUAGCUUCGGUCCCGCGUUUGCCGCUCCCAGGGCUGCCCCCAAGGCCCCCAAGGGGUGCCCGCAGUGGGGCCUCAUGCAUGUGCCGCCGCCACGCCCCGCCAUUCCAAGGAGACUCAGCCGGGCAGGCAGUGGGGUGACACAGAGCUCAGGAGCUUUGGGGGAGAGGGGGUGACGGUGUGUGUCCCGCCUGGGCACUGCAGGCAGCUGCCCAGCCUUGCCCCGUCACUGCUCUGCUCUGCUCCCAGGUUAUUUAUGUGGGGCCGUGCUGGCGCGGGCCCAAGACCAUCCCCGUUUCUCUUAUUUAUUAAAAUGUUGCUAUUGUCCUAUC